Molecule: messenger RNA, 2323 nt
Organism: Vespa velutina
Lineage: Eukaryota; Metazoa; Arthropoda; Insecta; Hymenoptera; Vespidae
Gene: eIF3e
Product: eukaryotic translation initiation factor 3 subunit E
Exons: 9
Coding region: 122-1435 (437 amino acids)
Biological process (GO): translational initiation
Cellular component (GO): nucleus; eukaryotic translation initiation factor 3 complex; cytoplasm
Molecular function (GO): translation initiation factor activity
Source: RefSeq, a predicted model, not a curated record
GAUUAUUUAUACUAGUAACUUUAUCGAGUGUUUUACGUUGUGGAGUGAACACGUUGCGUGAAACAUUCCUUUUUUACAGUGUGGUUAGAAUCAACUAUUGUAAUAUUUAUUAGAAAUCACGAUGGCACAAUACGAUUUAACGUCUCGGAUAGGACAAUAUUUGGAUCGUCAUUUGGUUUUUCCACUUCUUGAAUUUUUAUCUGCUAAACAAAUUUAUGACGAAGAUGAAUUACUUCAAGCAAAAUUGGAUAUUCUUAGUAAAACUAAUAUGAUAGAUUAUACAAUUGAUAUUCGAAAACAAUUGUAUCCUAAUUUGGAAGUUCCAGAGGAAUUAAAAGCCAGACGUGCAGGUGUUUUACAAGAACUUAGUAUAUUGCAAAACAAUGUUUCCGUUGUUGUAGCUCUAAUGAAUAAUGAAGAAGUAAUGAAGAAAAUGGAAAACAUGAGAGAUUCGAAGGCCUUGAGUAAUUAUCUUACACAAGAAUCUGAUUUUAGGGUAGAAAUGAUGGACAAUUUUGUAAAACUUGCACAUUAUCGUUAUGAAUGCGGUAAUUAUUCUGUUUCCACUUCAUAUCUCUAUUUUUACAUGCUCAUAAUGCCACCAACUGACAAGAAUUAUUUAAAUGUAUUAUGGGGCAAGUUAGCUUCAGAGAUUCUUGUACAAAACUGGGAAACUGCGCUUGAAGAUGUAAACAAACUAAGAGAAUAUAUUGAUAGUAAUAUUAUUGGAAAUUCUGUACAAGUUUUACAAUUACGUACAUGGCUUAUUCAUUGGAGCUUGUUUGUUUUCUUUAAUCAUGUUAAGGGAAGAGAUUUGAUUAUUGAAAUGUUUCUUUAUCGACCUCAUUAUCUAAAUGCUAUACAAACAAUGUGUCCACAUAUAUUACGUUACUUAGCUGCAGCGGUGAUUGUCAAUCGUUCUCGACGUUCUAUAUUGAAAGAUCUUGUAAAAGUGAUACAACAGGAAUCUUAUACAUACCGGGAUCCUAUUACUGAAUUUUUGGAACAUUUAUAUGUUAAUUUUGAUUUUGACGGAGCAAGACAGAAAUUGCGACAAUGCCAAACCGUUGUAUUCAAUGAUUUCUUCCUCAUAGCAUUGUUGAAUGAAUUUGUAGAAAAUGCUAGAUUAAUGAUCUUUGAAACUUUCUGCAGAAUUCAUCAAUGUAUUAGUAUUGGAAUGCUUGCGGAAAAAUUGAAUAUGAAGGCAGAUGUAGCAGAAUGUUGGAUAGUUAAUUUAAUUCGUAAUGCUCGAUUAGAUGCAAAAAUAGACAGUAAAUUAGGACACGUUGUAAUGGGUGGACAGCCAGCAUCUCCAUACCAACAACUGGUUGAAAAAAUUGAAACCUUAAGUGUACGGAGUGAAGCUUUAGAAAAUCUAAUCGAACGGAAAGUAAAAGCGAAGAAUCAGGAUCCAGUAAGUAUAAUGUGGAACUAAUAGAGUAUCAUCGUUCUUGGAAUAUGGAUGUGUGACGUCUAAACAUUUUAUACAAAACUGUAUGACAAAAUAUAUGAAUAUGAAGAUGAUUCACAGCAUUAUAACUUAUCUCGAGCAUAUAAACUUAUUAGAGAAUACGCUGUAUUACUGCUUGAUGCAUAACUUCAUACAUCAUUGUAUAAAAAUCUAUCAAAUUUACUAUAUAAAAAAAAAAAUGUUUUAUCCAUUUUCGAAAAAUCGAUAUAAAUCUUUUAGAAUAAUAAAUCUUUUCUAAAAUAAAAAAAAGACUACAUUUACUUAUUACUGAUUACAUUUAGAUAGAAAAAUGUAAUAUAUUUAUCUUAUUCAUUAUCUGGUUUUUUAUUUUUCCUGACUAUUAUCAGUGCGUUGAAACACCUAAUUAAUAAAGAAAAGAGUGAUACAAAAAUAAAAAUGUCUUUCACAUAUUUUACAUUACCAGUGGUACAUACAUAUAUAUGAUAUGUUAAGUUUCAUCCAAUGUACUAUCUUUUUUUAUAAAAGAAUUAUUAAGAUGAAAUGGUACGAAAUUACAUCCAAUAUAACUAUUUCGGUCAAGACAAUAGAUGAGAACACUUCUCCAAUAUGGAUCUUCAGCUAAUAAUUCAGCAUUUCCAAGAAUAAUGAGUAAAGCACGUGCACGAGUGAUAGCAACAUUUAAUCUUUUUGGUGAAGCAAUAAAUCCCAGAGCAUGUUUGAUAUCCUCAGCGAUAAAAUUUGUAGAGGAUCGCACUGUUGAAAGGAUUAUUAUUUUUCGUUCUUGUCCUUGGAAUCCUUCAACACUGCUGAUUUUUGGACAUACAAUAUUUAAUUCCCAAAGUAAUUGUCGAAUUUGCAAAACCUUUAUAAUAAAGAGAGAGAUAUAAGGUA